GCGGUGGGAGGACACCGUCAGGGCUCCACGUCCUGCUUCUCCUCCUCGGUGCGCACACGGGGGUGGCGAAGAGCCAGGGCGGCGAAGCAGGUUGCUGAAUUCCUCCACCUUUACCCCUGUUUUGUUUCUUCUCUCUUCCCCGGAGCGGACGCAGAACGAAGCCUGGGACUAUGGAGGAUGUGUACCCCUACAGCCGCAGCCCAGUCUGGGAGGAACUGGAGCCGGAGAAAGGGGCCGUGUCGUCCGCCGCGGGGGUGCAUGCCCAUGUGGUGGGCGCUGUCGCCGGCAGCGGGGCGGCGGACGAGUCCUCAGACAGCGAGGCAGAGCAGGAAGGCCCCCAGAAGCUGAUCCGGAAAGUGUCCACCUCUGGACAGAUCAGGAGCAAGACCAGCAUAAAGGAAGGAUUGUUGCUGAAACAGACGAGCUCCUUCCAGAGGUGGAAAAAGCGCUACUUCAAACUGAGAGGCCGAACUCUUUACUACGCCAAAGAUGCCAAGUCUGGCAGUGCCUUGGCACGGUGGCAGGAGCGGGCGCUGCGCAGGGUGUCCAGGAGCCGCGUGUGCUGGCGAGUCAUGUCCGUGUGCUGGACGGGCGCGCGACGCUCCCCCCCACCCCUUGGUGCCAGUGGAUCUGAGGAGGGCCUAGUGAGAAUUCGGUCCCUUAUCUUCGAUGAGGUGGAUCUAUCAGAUGCCAGUGUUGCAGAAUCCAGCACAAAGAAUGUCAACAACAGCUUCACGGUGAUCACCCCAUUCCGUAGGCUCAUCCUCUGCGCCGAGAACAGGAAAGAGAUGGAGGACUGGAUCAGUUCGCUCAAGUCCGUCCAGUCCAGGGAGCAUUACGAGACGGCACAGUUUAAUGUGGAACAUUUCUCAGGGAUGCACAACUGGUACGCCUGCUCCCACGCACGGCCCACCUUCUGCAACGUCUGUAAAGACAGCUUGUCUGGGGUCACAUCUCAUGGCCUCUCCUGCGAAGUGUGCAAGUUCAAAGCCCACAAACGCUGUGCUGUAAGAGCCACUAACAAUUGCAAAUGGACGACCUUGGCCUCUAUAGGAAAGGACAUCAUUGAAGAUGAGGAUGGGAUUGCCAUGCCUCAUCAGUGGUUGGAGGGCAACCUGCCUGUCAGUGCCAAAUGUGCCGUGUGUGAUAAGACAUGUGGCAGCGUACUAAGGCUGCAGGACUGGCGCUGCCUCUGGUGCAAAGCCAUGGUGCAUACAGCCUGUAUGGACCUGUACCCUCGCAAGUGUCCUCUCGGUCAAUGCAAAGUCUCCAUCAUUCCCCCCACGGCGCUCAACAGCAUCGAUUCAGAUGGCUUCUGGAAGGCCACCUGUCCCCCGUCGUGUGCCAGUCCCCUCCUGGUCUUCGUCAACUCGAAAAGUGGAGACAACCAGGGGGUGAAGUUCCUGCGACGCUUCAAGCAACUUCUCAACCCGGCCCAAGUCUUCGACCUGGUCAACGGGGGUCCGCACCUCGGCCUGCGUCUGUUCCAGAAGUUUGACAACUUUCGGAUCCUGGUGUGUGGCGGGGACGGCAGCGUGGGAUGGGUCCUGUCAGAGAUAGACAAACUCAACCUCCACAAGCAGUGCCAGCUGGGGGUGUUGCCCCUCGGCACCGGCAACGAUCUGGCCCGAGUGCUGGGCUGGGGCCCUUCGUGUGACGACGACACCCAGCUGCCCCAGAUCCUGGAGAAGCUGGAGCGGGCCAGCACCAAGAUGUUGGACCGCUGGAGCAUCAUGACCUACGAGAUUAAGAUCCCACCCAAACACAGCUGCCCCACCACGCCGGAGGGAGCCGACGAUUGCCAGUUUCACAUUUCAGCGUAUGAACACUCAGUGACCACUCACCUCACAAAGAUCCUCAGCUCAGAUCAGCACUCUGUGGUCAUCUCUUCUGCCAAGAUUCUGUGCGAAACUGUGAAGGAUUUUAUUGCCAAAGUGGGGAAAGCAUAUGAAAAAAGCACAGAGAAUGUUGAGGAGUGCGACUCGAUGUCUCUCAAAUGUGCCAUCCUGAACGAGAAGCUGGACUCCCUCCUGCAGACGCUGAACGCGGAAUGCCAGUCCCUGCCGCAGCUCCCCCACUGCACCCCUCCGAUCGUGGAAGAAGAACAAGAGGAGGAGGAGGAGGAGGAAGAGGAGGAGGAGGAGGAAGCCAGUGAGGAGAGCCUGACGGAGCUCAAGGGGAAACUGGAAGAGGAGGAGACGGAGAAGGGGCGGGGGGGCAGCGGGCCCCCUCAGCAGCUGUUUAAAAGCCGGGAGCAGCUGAUGCUCAGGGCCAACAGUCUGAAGAAAGCCGUCCGGCAGAUCAUAGACCAGGCUGUGAGAGUGGUGGACGAGCAGAACGCCCACACGGACGACACGGAGCUCCCGUCGCCGCUGGAGUUCAGGAAGGACAGCGAGGACGAGAACAGGGACAGCGAGAAGGACGAGGACACCAAGGAACUGGAGGCGGUGUCGUCCGCUAGGAGUCCCUGUUCCCCGACAGAGAGCAGAGUGAGCCGCAGCACCCAGUCUUACGGCCCCUUCACCAUCACACCUUUCACCGCCAGCAAGGAGAACCUCCCCGUGCUCAACACUCGAAUCAUCUGCCCUGGGCUGCGAGCCGGGCUGGCCGCCUCCAUCGCCGGAAGCUCCAUCAUUAGCAAGAUGCUGCUGGCUAACAUCGACCCGUUCGGCGCGACGCCCUUCAUCGACCCCGACCUCGACUCGCUAGAGGGCUACAUGGAGAAGUGUGUCAUGAACAACUACUUUGGCAUUGGCCUGGACGCCAAGAUCUCUCUGGAGUUCAACAACAAGAGAGAGGAGCAUCCAGAGAAAUGCAGGAGUCGUACGAAGAACAUGAUGUGGUAUGGUGUUCUGGGCACCAAAGAGCUGCUGCAAAGAACCUACAAGAACCUGGAGCAAAAAGUGCAGCUGGAGUGUGACGGUCAGUACAUCCCCCUGCCCAGCCUGCAGGGAAUCGCCGUGUUGAACAUCCCCAGCUACGCAGGCGGAACCAACUUCUGGGGCGGCACCAAGGAGGAUGAUAUCUUCUGCGCUCCGUCGUUUGAUGAUAAGAUCCUGGAGGUGGUGGCCGUGUUCGGGAGCAUGCAGAUGGCCGUGUCCAGAGUCAUCAAGCUGCAACAUCAUCGCAUAGCCCAGUGUCGAACGGUGAAGAUCACCAUCCUGGGAGACGAGGGCGUUCCCAUCCAGGUGGACGGCGAGGCCUGGAUCCAGCCGCCCGGAGUUAUCAAGAUCCAGCACAAGAACAGAGCGCAGAUGCUCACCAGAGACCGGGCAUUUGAGAACACACUGAAGUCAUGGGAGGACAAACUGAAGUACGACAAGCCUCCCCUGCGGCCUCACCUCUACCCGCAGCAGUCUGUGGAUCUGGCCACAGAGGAGGAGAACGCCCUGAUGCAGAUGUGCGCCCGGGCGGCCGAAGAGCUCAUCACAAGGAUAUGCGAAGCUGCAAAAACCAACGGGCUUCUGGAGCAGGAGCUGGCUCAUGCUGUUAAUGCCGCAUCUCACGCCAUCAACAAAAUGCACCCCAAGUUCCCAGAGAGUCUGACGAGGAACACGGCCAUCGAGGUGGCGAGCACCGUCAAGGCGCUCCACAACGAGACCGAGUCUCUUCUGUUGGGCCGAGUCUCUCUGCAACUAGACCCGCCUGAGGAGGAGCAGCUGUCCAGUGCUUUGCAGAGUCUGGAUGCUGAACUGGGCAAACUGGGAGAAAUCCCCUGGCUCUACCACAUACUGCAGCCCAACGACGAGGAGGUUGACUGUGCUUAUGUACCAGGACCCCUCUCUGGGUUACGGCAAGAGGAACAGUCGCAGCAGCGUGUUCCGCAUAGUGCCCAAGUUCAAGAAGGAGAAGGCCGCCAAGAAGACGAGCCCUCAGUCAGUGGAGAGGUGGGGCACAGAGGAGGUGGGCGUCUGGCUGGAACAGCUGAGUCUCGGGGAGUACAGAGACACCUUCAUACGGCACGACAUCCGAGGCUCAGAGCUGCUGCACCUGGAGAGGAGGGACCUAAAGGAUCUGGGGAUAUCGAAAGUGGGUCAUAUGAAGAGAAUCCUCCAGGGAACUAAGGAGCUGGCCAAGGUCUCCAUGGUCGACCUUUAACCUGGAAGCAAUAAUUGCCAGAGACGGGGAAGCCACACAUUCCCCCCUAUCAUGGGAGUUUGGGAGCACCGUAGGCAGACAGCAAGAGAGAGAGAGGAGACGAGUAUUCAAGUCGAGCCGGCUUUAACUGCUCCGCCAUGAGCGCCUUUGUGACGGUGCGGACGGGACCAGGACGUGCUAGUGUGCCUGCGUGUGUGUGUUUGUGCUGCGGUGCCAACAUGACAGUCCAGAAAGCUGAGGAAAGUUCAAAAUGGAAGUCAAGAAAAUUCAUAGCAACAAAAAAAAAGCCAUUUCAGAGUUAAUAACCACUCAA
Messenger RNA from Xiphophorus maculatus (southern platyfish), 4411 nucleotides. It is a transcript of the gene dgkh, whose product is annotated as diacylglycerol kinase eta. The transcript is spliced from 31 exons. Gene Ontology annotation, biological process: intracellular signal transduction; lipid phosphorylation; diacylglycerol metabolic process. Lineage: Eukaryota; Metazoa; Chordata; Actinopteri; Cyprinodontiformes; Poeciliidae. Gene Ontology annotation, molecular function: ATP-dependent diacylglycerol kinase activity; protein binding. The record is from RefSeq and is a predicted model, not a curated record. The coding region runs from base 171 to 4064 and encodes 1297 amino acids.